AUGACGCAUCCAUCGAGAACACCAGGAGCUGCCAUCAGCCCAGAAAACGUGCUAGUGGUGCAAGAUGAUUUAGAAGCAGGUAGAAGCAAUGGUGCGAUUCGCGACUACUUUGAGCAAUCGAGCCAUCCUGUUGCGUCCUUCUUUUUCUUGGCAUUUCGCUCAGGCGCACUGUUAACCUAUCUGCUAGGCUCGCUCUUUUCAAACAAUUUCACUCUGAUAUUCGUAUUGGUGAUUUUACUGUUGGCGUUUGAUUUCUGGACGACAAAGAACAUAUCAGGCCGUUUGUUGGUGGGACUGCGAUGGUGGAAUGAAAUACAGUCGGAUGGAUCCAACAAGUGGGUGUUUGAGAGUGCCAGUCCAGAUCGAAAACCAAACAAUGCAGAUUCGCAAUUGUUUUGGGUGGUUCUUUAUGGCACGCCUCUUAUUUGGGGUGUAUUUGCAUUCUCAUGUGUUUUAACAAUGAAGAUAUCUUGGCUCUUCAUCGUUGCCAUUGCAAUUGCCAUGAAUGUUGCCAAUGUGUAUGGAUUUUCGCAGUGUGACAAGGACGCAAAGCGUAGAUGGACCACCAAUCUAGUAGCUCAAUCAGCUUUGGGAUCUCUUGGGAGUGGUGCUACUGGUUUUGUGGGUAGAGUUGUAACAUCUAGCAUAGCAAGUUUUUUCAGUUCUCGUGGAUAA
Molecule: messenger RNA, 675 nt
Organism: Mucor velutinosus
Lineage: Eukaryota; Fungi; Mucoromycota; Mucoromycetes; Mucorales; Mucoraceae
Exons: 4
Coding region: 1-675 (224 amino acids)
Biological process (GO): protein secretion; vesicle-mediated transport
Cellular component (GO): Golgi membrane
Source: RefSeq, a predicted model, not a curated record